CUUCUUUCCCGCCUGGCGACCGCCAGCGACGGCUACCUACAUUUCUUUGUUUGUUAAUACUUGUAUUCUCUUGUCAAGAUGAAGUACGUUCUCGUCAGCGGUGGUGUCAUUUCCGGGAUCGGGAAGGGCAUCAUCGCCAGCUCGACAGGCUUGUUGCUGAAGACCAUGGGACUCAAGGUGACAAGUAUUAAAAUCGAUCCUUAUUUGAAUGUCGAUGCUGGCACCAUGGCGCCAACCGAACAUGGCGAGUGUUUUGUCCUUGACGACGGCGGAGAAGUCGAUCUCGAUCUCGGCAACUAUGAGCGGUAAAACAAGUCUUGCCGCUAUGCAAAGGAACAAACCUCUCAUAUCCUCUAGAUAUCUCAACAUCACCCUCACACGAGAACACAGCAUCACGACGGGAAAGAUCUACCAGCACGUUAUCGAGCGAGAGCGACGAGGCGACUAUCUGGGCAAGACAGUUCAAGUGGUGCCGCACAUCACAAAUGGAAUUCAAGACUGGAUCGAACGCGCCGCGAGGCUGCCCGUCGAUGACACACGUGAAGAGCCAGACGUCUGCAUAAUUGAACUGGGUGGUACCGUGGGCGACAUUGAAAGUGCUCCUUUCAUCGAGGCUAUGCGGCAACUGCGCAGAAGAGCUGGCCGAGACAAUUUCUGCCAGAUUCAUGUCUCCUUGGUUCCAGUGAUAGGUGGGGAACAGAAGACCAAGCCCACGCAGCAGGCGAUUCGAGAAGUGCGAUCAGCUGGUCUGUCGCCUGAUUUGAUUGCUUGUCGCUGCCAGGAUCAGCUUAUCGAGGCUACAACCAGCAAAAUCGCCAUGUUCUGUCAAGUCGAACCGUCCCAAGUCAUCGCCGUGCACGACGUAGACUCUACUUACCACGUUCCUAUGCUCCUCGAGCAACAGGGCAUCCUUGUCCAGCUGCGUGAGCUGUUCCGUCUCGAUCACUAUACGAUCCCUCCUUUCCUGGUCGAAAAAGGUCGGCAGAUAUGGCGCGACUGGAAGACCUUGACAAAGUCCCAAAAUCGACGUCUCCACCUGGAAGAAGUUACCAUCGCAUUGGUUGGCAAGUACACGAAUUUGCACGAUUCUUACCUCUCUGUCAUCAAAUCUCUCGAGCAUAGCGCCAUGGCCUGCUCACGAGCACUCAACCUCGUCUGGAUCGACGCGAGCAAUCUGGAAAAGACCACUCUUGAGUCCUCCCCAGAAUCUUAUCAUAAAGCGUGGCACGAUUUGUGUACAGCUGAUGGGGUUCUGGUUCCCGGUGGAUUCGGUCACCGAGGAACUGAAGGUAUGAUUGCUGCCGCCAACUGGGCUCGUACGAAACCCAAACCUUACUUGGGCAUCUGUCUGGGCAUGCAACUCGCUGUGAUCGAGUACGCGCGGAAUGUAUGCGGCUUGAAGUCCGCCGGUUCUGUCGAGCUAGAAGACCACCCUUCCGACCCGGUGAUUAUCUUCAUGCCGGAAAUCGACAAGGCCACAAUGGGCGGCAAUAUGCGACUUGGACUGCGAGCGACGAAUUUUCAAGAAGGUACCGAAUGGUCGCGGUUGCGGAAAUUGUACCACAAUGAACCAAGCAUCCACGAACGACAUCGGCAUAGGUAUGAAGUGAACCCGGACUACAUCGACCGACUCUCCGGUCUGAAUUUCAUCGGCAAGGACGACAAGGGCGAGCGUAUGGAGAUCAUUGAGCUAAAAGACCAUCCCUUCUUUGUCGGCGUCCAGUUCCACCCUGAGUACCUGAGUAGAGUGCUCCGGCCUAGCCCACCUUACCUGGGGUUUGUGGCGGCCUGUGCAGGGGUUCUAGAGCAGACCAUUGCUGCUGCUUCUAGUUGAUUUCCUUUUGAGCAUUACAACUGGAGAGCAUCUUGUCCUCGUGUCCUGGUGUCCUGGUGUCUACCUUAGAAAUGACAAAGGCGUCACAGGUAUCCUAUAGAGUAGUUAUGUGGAGGUACUUAGAGCAGGUGAGCGGUUCACUUCUUGUUAGCUACAGUACCUCUAGAGCAUUUGCAGGCGAUGCCGCUUCGGUACCGAGUUGUAUAAAUCUGAAGAUAUUUAAGUCUUUUAAC
This is a messenger RNA of Exophiala xenobiotica, 2067 nucleotides long. RefSeq names its product CTP synthase, variant. The transcript is spliced from 3 exons. Bases 209 to 1834 code for a protein of 541 amino acids. Gene Ontology annotation, cellular component: cytoophidium; cytoplasm. Gene Ontology annotation, biological process: CTP biosynthetic process; pyrimidine nucleobase biosynthetic process. The record is from RefSeq and is a predicted model, not a curated record. Gene Ontology annotation, molecular function: identical protein binding; CTP synthase activity. Lineage: Eukaryota; Fungi; Ascomycota; Eurotiomycetes; Chaetothyriales; Herpotrichiellaceae.